GACUCUGUAAACAGACACUAUUCCAGUAUGUUCUGUAUAGGGCUGGACCCGAAUAUCUGGAUAUCCGAAUAUUCGGUCGUUAUGGUGGUAUCUGAGUAUUUAUUUUGUUAUACCAACAGUUAUAUAAUUAGGUCGAUAAUUAGCACUGAACACAAAGUACAGCUGAUGAUGAAGUGAAGUGAUUCCUAUUCAGUUGCUUGGUCAUUUUCAACCAGUUUCAACCUAGUGAUGAAACUAGAUCAACAAAGUUCCAGACUGACUGACAGACCACUGCUAUCCAUUACAUGGCUAAAAACUGACAAAAUGUGCUUGUCUUCGGCUUCUGCAGUACAGUCAGUAAGAACUGUCUUUGUAAAAUAAGAAACAAUGAGUAGUAAACUAAAAAAGAACCUUAAAGAAGCUGAGAUCAAGGCCUUCAGCUACUAAUACUUGUUUUAAAGUCUGGUUUGAAUUUAUUAUUACCCCCUGUUGUCUCUUGGUCAUUGCCACUACACAGAUCAUGCUGUUGGCAGGAAGCAGUUUAAACAAAGUGAGACAGCACUGCUUCUUCUAGAAAGACCACGACUAUUGUUGCCACGGCAUUGUUGACCACAGCAACACAUCAGUCUGGUUUCUGUGAAAGGCAGGACUGUUAAACAGCAAGAAAGCUUAGAGAAAAUAGCCUUAAACCCUCCUCUGUGUGUGAGAAGUCUUGCCACCAUCUAUCUCUGAUGAUUCUUCUGUUAUUUUUUAUGUACACUACCAGUCAAAAGUUUGGACACACCUUCUCAUUCAGUGCUUCUUAUUUAUUCGUAUUAUUUUCUAUAUUGUAGAUUAAUACUGAAGAUUCACACUUUUUCAUUUAUAAUAUAAUUCCAUAUGUAUUCUUUUGUAGUUUUGAUGUCUUCGGUAUUAAUCUACAAUGUAAAAAACAAUUAAAUAAAAGCCAUUGAAUGAGAAGGUGUGUCCAAACUUUUGACUGGUAGUGUGUAACAUCUCUAUUGUUUCUUUGUAUAAUUUCUUGCUCGGGUGCAAGAUAAAAUCUGUAACACUGAAGAACACAGAUCAUUUCUGUCGCUGCAGUGAAACAUUUUCUGUCUCACCGUCUCAGCUUUGAAGAUUUUGACAUCAUUUCUGAGCAGAAGACAGAGCAGCAGAGAAGAAAAAAAACAGGCACAUGUAUUUCUUUAGAGAACACGUAGUGUCGUUUCAGUGUUCGCGCUGUGCACAGUGCUGGGUUAACCACAGGCAGGCUUGAGGUGAGGCGGAGGGUGAAGAAGGUGCAGUGAAUUUUCACAUGAAAACUGAAACUGCAUUUGAUGGCAACAUGUGGAGGACGCAAACACUGCAGCUGUACGACAAAUAUCUGGAUUCAGAAAUGGAGAAAAUUCCGCAUAUUAGACCAAGGAAUGUCUUCAGGAUGUCUUUGUGAGGAUAGUGUGAGCUUCCUAUUUUGGGUUUGAUAGUAUUUGAGCUCUUGAGCAACACUUUGGCACAGAAAGGAAGAGUUCAAGAGAGAGAAGACUGCAAUAUGAGCAGAAGCUGCUAAUGGUGUAGAGAGGUGAAGACACAUCAACUAACUGAGGCAGCUGAACGCAUGUGAGUAUCAACUGUUAUCACUCUACCUAGAAACUUUAUUGAUUUUGAGAUGUGAUUAUUUAAAAUGAAUAUUUAACCUGAAUUUUGUCUCUAUCUUUGAGGGUGGCAGCAUCAGCACCCUCAUUUUAGGUUUUCAAAUAUUUGACUUAAACAUUACCUGUCCAUUAAUCCAGAUGUAUACAUGAACGUGUCCAUAUGCUUGUGUCCAGGGCGGUUCACAGUCAAGUUAAUGGGACCACAGCGAUCCCGUGGAGGAGCAGCAGGAGGAGGCUGUCGCUGCUGGAGCAGCUGAAGGGCUGUCAGGAGGCCUGGUGCCCCGGGGCAGCCUGGGAUAGAGAGGAGGCUCAUGCUGCUCUCUGUGGGACGCCUGCAGGGAGCUUCCUGGUUGUGAAGGACUCUGCGACGUCUCAGCCCAGCCUGCUGUGUGUGUCUGCUGGAGCACAGAGUGAAGAAGUUCUUGACUAUCAUAUCAGAUGCACAGGAACAGUCUUCCAGUUGUCUGAGUCUCGACUUUCUUUCUCUGACUUGGCUCAGCUAGUGCUCUUCUACUCCCUGACCAGGGAUGUGUUGGCUGUUUGUCUGAACAUUCCCAGCUGGAUCUACAGUGUAACUGAGAAGAACAAAGACCGUCUCUCAGAGCUUGAACCCAACACUUGGCUUCUCACACCGCCUGAGCAACCACCUGAUGAAAUGACCCAAAAGGAGCCAAGCAGCAUGAUGUGUUCGAUACAGCUGACUUCCACCAACGGGGCCCUGUGCAUCAUCAACCCCCUUUACCUUCGUGAACAUGGUGACGAAUGGCUGACCAGCAGGACGACUGCCACACAGCCAUCGAAUUUCAGACGAGAUCGACGGCUCAGCACCACCCGAGCAUGGGCGGGGGCAGGGUUACAAAGUAAACGAGCCAUCUCCCUGGACCAGGAACCCUCUGCUGCCAGCACAGAGAGCUCAGGUCUAGUCAGAGCCAGGUCAGCCGAUUUACCGUCAACCCCACAAACAGCUACAGUGGUCCUCAGGAGGCCCAGCCGAGAUUCUGCCACCAGCCCCCCUCACAGAGCGAGCACGGGGAGCCUUCCUCCAUCCACUCCCUCCACCCCUGGCAGCCUGACGCCCGAGCUGCAGCGCUACAGCAGCCCCCUGCCUCAGUCUCCUCACAGGGUGUCCUGGAUUGAGGACGGAGUGUGGCUUCCUCCACCCAGGCCCUCCUCCUCGCUCCAUCCCCCAUCGCUGGAGCUUGACUCGCUGUCGAUCAGCAGCAUAGAGGAAGAGCAGGAAUCCCCAAUGCUGAGCUCCGCACCCCACCAUGCCUCGGCACAUCGUCUGGCUGAUAAGGUCAUACAUCGGUUCUCGGCGGUGGGCCAGGCCCUGGGCGGGCUGGUGUGCCCGAAGAAGAGACUGAUCAAUCGUGUGCAGGAGCUGAGCGAUAAGAAAGGGGCGGCGUUUGCAGAGGGUGUGAAAGGGUUUGUGGAGAUGACGCUGAGGAGAGGGACUGAACCUGGAGGUGCCACGGGAUCAGAAUUCCUGCAGGACGUGAGGACAUCUCUCACGUCACUGAGGGAAACGCUGCUGGACUAUCCAGAAAUCCAGACGUUGCUGGACGGCAUUACUGACUUAUCUGAUUUCGAGAUUGAUUCCCUGGUGGAGCGUUCCAUCCACAAAGUGACUCUGAAACCCGUCUCCACGCACCUCUACACCUGCAUUCACACUUCCAGGACCAGUGACGGCAGCUUCGAGCGUCUCCAGGGCAACCUGAAAGUGCUGGAAAAGAACAAAGUGGAGGAGCUUGGGGGGUCGGCAGGAGUUGGAGUUCCCGACUCCGUCACGAUGGAGCGGAUCCAGCAGUGGUGGACUAGUAUGCACGAGGAGUUCUCUCCAAACAAGAAGGUCAAGAUGCUCCUCAAAGUCUGCAAGAAAAUCUAUGAGACCAUGAGUGUCAAUUCUAGCUCAGGUACAGUGUUUGGAGCAGAUGAUUUUCUGCCCUGCCUGACGUGGGUGCUGCUCCGGAGUGAUCUGGUCACCUUACAAAUCGACACAGACUACAUGAUGGAGCUGCUGGACCCCACACAGCUACAGGGAGAGGGUGGCUACUACCUUACAACCCUGUACGCCUCUCUCUACUACAUCAGCAGCUUCCGGCCCCGACUGGCUGCCCGUCAGCUCAGUGUGGAGGCCCAACACUCUCUAAACCAGUGGCAUCGUAGGCGCACCCUGCACUGCGAGCAGUCGCGUCGCAGCAAGAACAGACGGACCUUUCGCAGGGCGGCGUGUAGGGAGAGAGGCCCGCAGAGCUCUGAGACAGAAACCGGCAGUAAAGAGGAAAGUGAGAAAGGAAGUGAUUUAGUUAAUGCUGAUGAGUCACAGAAGCAGACAGAAAGCAGCACAGAAGCUCUGCAGACGCUGAAGGAGGAGACGGUGCAGGAACAAGGAGCCAGCGACCAAUCACAGACUCCAACAUCACACUGUCCACCUGUGACACAGGAAGACGAAAUAACAAGCAAACAGGAAGACAGACAGAGUUUUCGUAUAGCAGCAGAAGAAGACCACAGAGGAUUGUAAUGGAGGAGAAAGAUGAAAAGUACAUUUGGAGAAGGUCAGAAUUGCUGGAAAUGAUCUCACUAGGUCCAAAGCCUUCCUAAAACUGCUUGAAUUUAUCUUUGAAAGAGGCAAAGAAAGCUUGGGAUUUAUGUCAUUAAUACACUGGUGUCCGUUAAUUAUAAAAACCUUUUUCAGUCGUUGCCAACCUGAGGGCUGGAACUCCUCUAUGGGUGACUUUUUUCAAAUUUGAGCUUUUUUCUUCAAAAGUGCUACAUGUUUUUCAAGUCCAGAGAGAAAAUAUUCUUUAAACUGAUCAGACUGUCCACUCCGAGGCUGUAAUGCAGGAGUUUUGUUACGUGGCCUUGUUGUCUCAAAUUGAGUCCCUUGAAUGGGAGGUAAUUACAUUUUGUAAUGCGCCCCGUGAUUUGGAUUUUUUUUUUUAUUAUGAUAAUUGAAUUAAACCUGUGUUAUUUUUAAAUUGUAAAUGUGUUAAUAUGAAAGUAACCAUCUGCAAAGAGGCUGGAGUAAUAAAGGAAAAUCUGUUUUUGUUGUA
This is a messenger RNA of Amphiprion ocellaris (clown anemonefish), 4666 nucleotides long. It is a transcript of the gene rinl, whose product is annotated as Ras and Rab interactor-like. The record is from RefSeq and is a predicted model, not a curated record. Gene Ontology annotation, cellular component: endocytic vesicle; cytosol. Gene Ontology annotation, molecular function: guanyl-nucleotide exchange factor activity; small GTPase binding. Gene Ontology annotation, biological process: vesicle-mediated transport. The transcript is spliced from 10 exons. Lineage: Eukaryota; Metazoa; Chordata; Actinopteri; Pomacentridae. Bases 1774 to 4134 code for a protein of 786 amino acids.